CACCAGAAGUGGAGAUUGGAUUCUAGGGAGGGAGCAAAUGACGGAAUCAUCAGCAGCGCAGGGGACGAUUACCCUCUUUACUCCAUACGAGAUGGGGAAAUUCAAACUCUCUCACAGGAUAGUGCUUGCACCGAUGACGCGAUGCAGAGCUUUGAAUGGGAUACCGCAGGCGGCCAACGUUGAGUAUUACAAGCAGAGAGCCACUUCCGGUGGAUUUCUCAUCAGUGAGGGCACCAUCAUCUCCCCUACAGCAGCUGGGUUUCCACAUGUCCCAGGGAUCUACACGGAUGGGCAAACCGAAGCAUGGAAGAAGGUGGUGGAUGCCGUUCACGCCAAAGGUAGCCUCUUCUUCUGUCAGCUCUGGCACGUCGGCCGUGCUUCCCAUCAAGUGUAUCAACCGGGUGGGACAGGUUCUCCGAUUUCGUCGACAAGUAAACCCAUCUCAGGGAGGUGGAGAAUCCUGAUGCCUGACGGAAGCUAUGGCAAAUACCCAAACCCACAUGCCCUCACCACCACCGAAAUCCCAGAGGUGGUGGCACACUAUCGCCAGGCCGCCUUGAACGCUAUUCGAGCCGGGUUUGAUGGAAUUGAGAUUCACGGCGCCCAUGGCUACCUCAUCGACCAAUUCCUCAAGGACGGAAUCAACGAUCGCACCGACCACUACGGUGGCUCCACCUCCAACCGCUGCAAAUUCUUAAUGCAGGUGGUCCAAGCCGUCGUCUCAGCCAUUGGCCCAGACAAGGUUGGAGUCCGGAUCUCUCCCGCCAUCGACCACCUUGAAGCCACUGAUUCUGAUCCCUUCAGCUUGGGACUUGUCGUGAUCGAAAAGCUAAACCAGCUCCAGCGUGAGAUGGGCAAGUUGACCUACCUGCACGUUACCCAACCACGAUACACGGCUUACGGCCAGACUGAAUCAGGGCAGCAUGGAAGUGCAGAAGAGGAAGCGAGGAUGAUGAAGGCUUGGAGAAAGGCUUACGAUGGUACCUUCAUAUGCAGCGGUGGCUACACCAGAGAGCUUGGGAUGGAAGCCAUGGCCCAUGGGGACGCAGAUCUGGUGUCCUAUGGUCGUCUCUUCAUUUCGAACCCGGAUCUCGUGACUCGGUUCCGACUCAAUGCACCCUUAACUAGGUACGUUAGGGCUACUUUUUAUACCCAAGAUCCUGUUGUUGGGUACACAGAUUACCCAUUCCUGGACCCUAAACCCGCACCACCUUCUUCCCGCCUAUAAAACUAAUCUAAUCUG
Messenger RNA from Telopea speciosissima, 1243 nucleotides. Its product is annotated as 12-oxophytodienoate reductase 7-like. Lineage: Eukaryota; Viridiplantae; Streptophyta; Magnoliopsida; Proteales; Proteaceae. Gene Ontology annotation, biological process: oxylipin biosynthetic process; jasmonic acid biosynthetic process. Gene Ontology annotation, cellular component: peroxisome. Gene Ontology annotation, molecular function: oxidoreductase activity; FMN binding. The coding region runs from base 38 to 1228 and encodes 396 amino acids. The transcript has 4 exons. The record is from RefSeq and is a predicted model, not a curated record.